GCCUGAGCACUGCCCGGUUCUGCCAACUCUGCCUGGCCUAAACACAUUCUAGUCCUCUCUAAGGCAAUGCAGAGACCCUCACUCUCUCCCGGCAAUGUCUAAACUCAGCUCUCUGGCAUGCCACAGGACUCGAACUGUGACCCACAGAAGGAGAAGGACACCAGAGAACAGCUACCUGAGACAUUCACAGCUCCGUGGUCAGAGUUGGCCAUGAGGAAGACUCGUACGUGCAUAUACCACUUCCUUGUUUGGAGCUGGUAUAUUUUUCUCAAUUACUACAUCUCACAGCAAGGAGGGGACCAUCGGAAAUCCAAAAUCUUUCUAAAUGGAGGACAGUGGAAAUACUUGACGUUCCUAAAUCUGCUCUUGCAGGCCGUUUUCUAUGGGGUCGCCUGCGUGGAAGAUGUGCUAAAAAGAAUUAAAGUGGAAAAAGACAUUAAGUUCGUGACUGCCUUCAGAGACCUGCUUUUUACCACACUGGCUUUUCCGAUAUCCACAUUUGUAUUUUUGUCAUUCUGGAUCCUCUUUCUCUACGAUCGGGAGCUCGUUUACCCUAAGGCCCUAGAUGGUAUCUUUCCAGAAUGGUUGAAUCAUGCAAUGCACACAUCCAUACUGCCCUUCUCACUGGUUGAAGUCCUCCUCAGGCCACAUUGCUACCCGCUGAGGAAGAAAGGACUCACCUUGUUGGCUGUGGCCAGCCUCGCUUACAUCAGCAGGGUCCUAUGGAUCUACUCUGAGACGGGUACGUGGGUGUAUCCUGUGUUUGCCAAGCUCAGCCCAGUGGGUCUAACAGCCUUCUUCUCUCUCAGCUAUAUCUUUAGCGCCAGCAUCUAUCUACUUGGAGAGAAACUCAACCACUGGAAAUGGGGUGACAUGAUGCAGCCAAAGAAGAAGAGGAAGUGACACAGGCCAUUUUUUAAGACCAAAGGAGGAAGAAAACAUGAGAAUUUUUUUCUUUUCUUUUCCUUUCUUUUCUUUUCUUCUUUUUUAUUGUCUUUUUCUUUCUUCUGGUUGGGGAAGGUGAUGGAGCAACAUAGGAAGGUAGAAAGGACAGAGGAUGAUAUUAAAUUUAAUAAGAGGGUUUAUGAAGGUAGCUUAACUUGGGGACUCUUUGUUUUUUUUUGAAAGGUUUACUGGGCAUGCCCGAAACAACUGCUGUCUCAGAAUUUGUUCCCUUCUUCUGGCUUCUGUGGUCAAAAUCUGGCCAAAGGCCAAGGACAUUUGCAUAAACUUGGUGUUAGAGGAUGUUUAGAAAGAGAAAGGAAUUUGGGGUGGUGGAAAUUCUUCACUUUAGGGAGGAGGGUGCCGAGGAUCUAGAUGAAAAGUCACCUGCACAAGGGCCAAAGAGUUAGUGUCUGAGCCAAGACAAUAGCAUCUGUCCCCAGAUCAUCUAAUUCUCAGUCCUGUGCCAUUUUUAAUAACCGCAACUUUCCUCAGAACAAGUAUUUUUAUAAACUAGUCAUUUUCACGGAUUGCCCAUCUAUUUUGUUUUCCACAGUCUAGACAGAAAUGUAGGGAGACGAGUGCUGCCAAAGUUGUCUGUCCACCUCAUAGGAUUGCAAAUUGACCUGUGCAGUGAGAAAGUAAGUUGUAAAAACUAUGGGGAAACCUGUCCAUCUUGUGAGCGAGCAUUUGGGGCAGGUCCAAAUAUGGGACAUGGCAAUGCCAUCAAAAUCUCUUCCAUUCAAAUAUGGAUUACUUCGUCAAAUAAAUGUACAUCUUACUUGGGGAGCAAGUGACGGGAAGUGACAUGGCCGUGAGGAACCCUAAGAACAUUUUGGUACAAAGCACUUUGCUGAGUUAAGCUCUUAUGGUUUAACAAAACUGAUUGCCAGGUGAUUAACAAAGCAUAUUCAUGAACCCUGCUUUGAUCUUCCUAGUGGGUUUCUGUGGGUCAUUAUUUACAGGCUCUUUAUUUACUGUCUUUAUUUUGUAAAGGAAAUGAAUGACAAGGGUCUACUGAUGGGUGAGUCUAGUGUGUCACCUGUGAAUUGGGUGUGGGACGCAGCGUAAACUGUGCUUGGACUUUCCAACCUAACAUCAUACAAGAGAAAUUUGGUUAAAAAAAUAGGUAAAAUUUGGUAAAAAUGGAUCCUGGAACCACACCAAACCUUGAUUGCCAUUUGACUGGCCAUCGGACCGUUAUCUAUUCCAACAUCAGAAAGCUCAGAAAUACCAAGAAGUCUUGAAGUGUUACAGAAGAGGCCCAACUGACACAGCAGGGCAGGCAGACCACGGGAAGCCUAGCAGAGACACCAAGAAACCUGCUGUCUUCCUCAUCCUUUAUCUACUAAUAUAUAAAUAUGAGCCUCAAGUCUUUUUGGACUGAGCUGAGAACACCACCUCCUUUCCUAUACCUGCUGCUGCUUGACUGCUUCGAGCACCUGGUCUCCGCAGGAGCCCAGAAGCACUUGUCACAGUGGAAAUUCCCCAAAUGUGAAGCCCGCAGGGGAUCACCCAAAUUUUCCACACCUCAAAGACAACUCGAGCUGCAUACUUCUCAGAGCGAUGGUAAGCUGCUGGCUGGGAUGAGCCUGCAGAAUUUUAUUUGCGGCUUCACUGUCCUUGGAACCAAAUGAAACCUUGAUUUCUGUACCACUGACCAAAGUGCAGUAUCCAUUCCAACAGCAGAAUAACCUCAGAACCACCUCCCAGUGAGAACAUACAUCAGCGGGGUAGGGUGUCUGUAGCUUAAGAAGGGGAAAUCGACAAAAUACCUGCAAUGAGUAUCAAAUAAACAGUCAUUAAGACGUA
Molecule: messenger RNA, 2754 nt
Organism: Hyaena hyaena (striped hyena)
Lineage: Eukaryota; Metazoa; Chordata; Mammalia; Carnivora; Hyaenidae
Gene: ADTRP
Product: androgen dependent TFPI regulating protein
Exons: 7
Coding region: 118-903 (261 amino acids)
Cellular component (GO): endomembrane system; membrane
Source: RefSeq, a predicted model, not a curated record